This is a messenger RNA of Diprion similis, 4036 nucleotides long. It is a transcript of the gene Upf2, whose product is annotated as regulator of nonsense transcripts 2. Gene Ontology annotation, molecular function: RNA binding; protein binding. The record is from RefSeq and is a predicted model, not a curated record. Lineage: Eukaryota; Metazoa; Arthropoda; Insecta; Hymenoptera; Diprionidae. Bases 199 to 3699 code for a protein of 1166 amino acids. The transcript has 2 exons. Gene Ontology annotation, cellular component: cytoplasm; exon-exon junction complex. Gene Ontology annotation, biological process: nuclear-transcribed mRNA catabolic process, nonsense-mediated decay.
UGUGAUCGUAUCUAAAUCAUAGAACUGAUAAAAACAAAUCAAGAACGCAGAGUCAACAACGACGUGGUGGGUCGUUGUGUAUAAUUUUAUUUUUCUGUAUAGACCAUGGAUUGAAGAUCGACCAGGAGUUUAGUGUCGUCUAAACAAGAACAUCAUAAGCGAACACCUCUAUCCCGAAGACAACAAGAGACUGCGGCAAUGUCCGAGAUUCAAAAUGACAGUCAAGAGGCGGAAAAAGUGUCGCCUAAGGUCUCGGAAGCGGACAAGGAGUUUCUGAUGGAAUACAUCAGGGAGGCGGAACAGCGCUUCUCCACAAAGGAAAAGAUUCGAUUGGCGAACCUAAAUUUGUCCCGUCCACCUGAUUCGCACUUCAGCAAACUGGAUUCCAGUUUGAAAAAAAAUACCACAUUUGUCAAAAAGCUCAAGAACUUUUGUACAGCUCAGUUAGACACCGUCCUUAAAGAUAUGAGCAAUUUGAAUCUAACAAAGUAUAUAAGCGAAGUGGCGACGGCUCUUGUAGAGGCAAAAUUGAAAAUGACUGAUGUCGCACCAGCUGUGAAGGUUUGCAGUUACCUGCACCAGAAUUAUGCUGAAUUUGGUGCUCACUUCUUUGAGAAUUGGCAGAGGAUACUGAGCUUCAAAGUUGGCGACAAGAUUCCAAAUCCUAGUAAGCUAAGAGUAGAUUUAAGAUUUUACGCUGAAUUAGUAAACGCCGGCAUAUUCACGCACAAGCAGGGUCUUCCGCUAUUGGGCAGUGUGCUCACCGUACUCAUUAAUAUGGACAAGGAAGACCACAACAAUGUCACGAUAAUUUUGAGUUUUUGUCGUCAUUGCGGUGAGGACUAUGCGGGUCUGGUACCAAGAAAAAUAAGAGAAUUAUCUGAGCUGUGGCCAGGUGAGCCCUUGCCAAAAAGCAAACUACUGUCCUCCGACAAGCAGCAGAAUGUUCGAACACUACUGCGGGACUAUUACAACUCUUUGUGCAAACAUCUGCUCAAGGAACACAAGGAACUUCAGGCAUUCGAAAAACAGAAUCGAAAGAUACUGCAGACCAGAGGUGAAUUGAGCUCAGAGAGGAAAGAAAAGUUGGAAACCCUGCAAGUAUCAUAUGAGCGUUUGUUCAAUGGUGUGCAAAGCUUUUCAGAAACAUUAGAUGAAAGCAUGCCUGAAUUGCCAGUAGACAUGGAGGUCAAGACAGAAGCAGAAGAGUCUUUCAAGAUGACUUGCGAGGGCGAGGAUAGCGGCACAACAACAGAAGAUAUGUGGGGCGAUGAGGAGACUAAGAGAUUCUAUGAAGUAUUCCCAGAUCUAACGGUAUUUUUGCCAGGUUCUUAUUCAAAAGAAGCACCUGUGCCCAAACCUGACGAAAAUCAACUAACAGAGGAGGCUCUGGACGAGGAAUUGGUGCUGGAUGAGCUCGAGGAUACAGACAAAGUUGCCGAAGAGCCAGAGGCUGAGGUUGAAGAGACGCAUGUAACGAAUAUCAGCAACAAAAUAUUAUUGGAUGCGUUUCUGACUCAUCUCCCUAAUUGUGUUAAUAGAGAAAUGAUCGACAAUGCGGCUGUUGAUUUCCUUAUGAAUUUAAACACCAAGCACAAUAGAAAGAAACUGAUUAAGGCUCUGUUCGGUGUGUCCAGAAUUCGGUUAGACUUGCUGCCCUUCUACUCACGGCUUGCUGGUAUCCUUUAUCCAGUUAUGCCAGACGUUGCUAAUGACCUCUGUUUGAUGCUCAAGCAAGACUUUAAGUACCACGUUAGAAAGAAAGACCAGAUCAACAUUGAGUCGAAAAUAAAAGUUGUUCGUUACAUCGGUGAGCUUGUUAAGUUCAAACUGUACUCAAAAAUUGAGGCACUUUACUGCCUUAAGGUACUGUUGCACGAUUUCACUCAUCACCAUGUCGAGAUGGCUUGCAAUCUAUUAGAGACGUGCGGCAGGUUCUUAUUUUGUUCCCCAGACUCUCAUCAACGCACAAAAAUCUACCUGGAGCAAAUGAUGCGAAAAAAGGCGGUUACUGCUUUGGAUUCGCGUUAUGUAACGAUAAUCGAGAACGCUUACUACUUUGUUAAUCCACCAGAGUCGACUGGCGGUAUUGCAAAAAAAGAAAGGCCACCUAUGCACGAGUUUAUUAGAAAACUACUUUACCAGGAUCUGUCCAAGGCAAAUACUGACAAGGUAUUGAGACUAAUGAGAAAACUGGACUGGGAGGAUGACAAUAUUUCUACGUAUGCUAUUAAAUGUCUUGUAGCCGCCCAUAAUGUAAAGUACCUGAACAUAAGGUGCGUUGGUAGUUUACUAGCAGGUCUUGUAGCGCAUUAUGAGGCUGUUGGCCCCUACGUCGUAGAUGGUGUUCUUGAAGACAUAAGACUGUGCAUGGAGAUAAAUUUGCCAAAGUAUAACCAACGACGUAUUGCAAUGGUCAAGUACCUGGGCGAAUUAUACAAUUAUCGCCUAGUCGAGAGCGGCGAUAUCUUCCGCACUCUCUAUCUGCUCAUAACUUUUGGCGUUGCCACCGAUCAUACAGUACCUACGAUCCUUGAUCCACCUGAGCAUUUGUUCAGAAUCCGUUUGGUCUGCACACUCCUGGAAACAUGUGGUCAAUACUUUAGUGGUGGUUCUAGUAAAAAGAAACUGGAUUAUUUCCUAAUAUUCUUCCAGCAUUACUACUGGUUCAAGCGUAGCGAUCCUGUAUGGACUGUUGAAAAUCUGUUUCCAGUCAGUGUUGAUUAUAUGUAUCGUGACACACUGACAAUGCUUAGGCCGAAGAUGCAGCUGUUCCAAAGUUUCAAAGAGGCUCGCUGUGCUGUAGAUGAAUUACGCAACACUUUGUACCCAAGUCUCGCCAGAAUUGAAGUAAAGGAGGACGAGCAGUAUUCAGGUGAACCACGCGCAUCCGAAAGCAAUAAUGAAUCUGAAGCAAUGGGGGCUAUACCUGAGGUCGAUGAGGAAGUGACGACACCUACGCCAAUAACUUCGGGUAACGGAAGUGGAGAUGCCAAGGGCAUACUGGAAGAACUGCACUUUGACGAAAGUGAAGAAUAUUCUGAAGCACAGUCGGAAGAUGACUGGGCAACAGACGGUUACAGAGAAGGUAAUCAUGAUACACAAGAAAAUACUCAAGGGGAGUUCAGUCUGUCGGCAGGCGUGAGCGAGGGGGUCGUUAUGGACCCCUCAGAAUUGGAUGCUGCGUUGCCAAUGGCGCCAAGACGGGUUGGCUGCCCAGAAGAUGACGAUUUUCUUUCAGCCCUUGACAAAAUGGUGUCUGACAAUAUCCAGGACCGGAUGCGUGACUCGGUGAAGCCUCAACAAGUUGAUAUAUCUGUGCCACUUCAUGUCAAGAGCACAAAGAAGACAUAUGAACAACUACGCGAAGGACCGUCGGACAGUACGACUGUAGAUUUUGUGCUGAUGCUUAGGAAAGGUAAUAAGCAGCAGUAUAAAAAUCUUGCUGUUCCUGUGUCUUCCGAGCUAGCUAUGAAUCUCAGGAAUCGGGAACAAGAGCAGAAGGAAGAAAAGGAGAGGGUGAAGAGAUUGACACUAAACAUUACCGAAAGACAGGAGGAAGAAGAUUAUCAAGAGACUAUAAAUCAAGGCACUAGACCUGUUACUGUUAAUCUGAACAGAGAACGUCGACAAAAGUACAAUCACCCAAAGGGUGCGCCUGAUGCGGAUCUUAUUUUUGGGCCUAAGAAAAUUCGAUGAGAGGGAAAUAAUGCAACCUCGGCAAGGUAUACAUAUUGUAAUAACAACACUUGAUAUCUGUUUCUUAUGCCUGUGGUAGCCAUACUACCUGUGAUGAUUUUUAUGCUAUAUGCAUAGGUGGUUACACACACACGUUACGUGAGUACAUCAAACGUUCAAGUAUGCAAAAUAAUGUACGCUGCUCUACAGAUCUCAAUUUCAAAACGGGACUGUGUUUCCAAGUGGGAUCGUUCGAUUGAAACCUUUCGACCCCAGUUUUACACAUACAUUACCAAUAGGUAUACGUGUAAACUCGGCAUGCGCCAUCAAUUGAGAAAUAAACGUUCCAGCGUUAAAA